Messenger RNA from Poecilia latipinna (sailfin molly), 5332 nucleotides. RefSeq names its product mannose receptor, C-type 2 (gene mrc2). The transcript is spliced from 29 exons. NCBI's taxonomy places the organism in Eukaryota, Metazoa, Chordata, Actinopteri, Cyprinodontiformes, Poeciliidae. Bases 235 to 4650 code for a protein of 1471 amino acids. The record is from RefSeq and is a predicted model, not a curated record.
GGCCCCCGGACCUCAUGUUGGGAACCACUGUUGACUCUGCUCCAUUCAUUCCAGCCUCAUCUGACUGAGAGGCAGAGGCAGGCUGAGCUCUAGCGGCCAAAACUCUCCUGCAGCUCCUCUCCAUCAGCCGUCCCCCUCGGCCAGUUGCUGCUCCCCGGCUUCGCUUCCCCCCCUCAUCUCUCCUCUCUUCGUUCGAGUUGUUUUUGCUGGGUCUGUCUUCCUGUGGCUGUGAGCAUGCAAAGCACCGAGCGACACCGAAACAAGAUUGCUGCGCCGACAUGGACGAAAGGGCUACUUAUAUUUUACAAAUGCACUUUAUAUUUAUUCAUCUUUAGUCUGGGACUGAAGAGGAGCGACACGGCGCCAGUGGACUCUGAUGACUUUGCGUUCUUCCUUGAGGGCACCAGCAUGUGCCUCGGGGUGAUGACUGACUCUCUGAGCCUGACGGCGGACUGCGAGGAUCCCCUCCAAAGAUGGAAGUGGGUGUCUCGUGGGCGCCUGUUCAACCUGGGCUCCUCGUUGUGCCUGGGUUGGAACACCAGGAACGUCACGUACAACUCGCAGUAUCCUCCGAUAGCCAUAUACACAUGCGAUCGAGAGCCCCCCAGGGUAGACUGGACCUGGAACUGCGACGAGGUGCUGGAAAAACUCAACAACUUCUUUCAGUCCCCGGCAUUCUUCAACGGGUCGACUAUGUUUGGCUCAGCCAAAUGGAGACUGUAUGGUGACGACCAGGAUCUCUGCUCCAAGACAUAUCAGGAGAUCUACACCAUCCAGGGGAAUUCUUAUGGCCGGCCCUGUUACCUGCCCUUCAUGUACGAGGGCCAGUGGUUUCACAGCUGCACAAGCACGGGCCGUGAAGACGGCCACCUUUGGUGCGGAACCACCUUUAACUACGACCGGGACCAACGCUGGGGGUUCUGUCCUGUGAAGAGCAGCAGCUGUGAGACAUUCUGGGAUACGGACCCCCUGACAGACAGCUGUUAUCAGUUUAACUUCCAGGCCACUCUGUCUUGGAGCGAGGCUCAGCGCAGUUGCAAACAGCAGGGGGCAGACCUGCUGAGCAUCGGUAAGCUCCAUGAGCAGACCUACAUCAAUGGUAUUCUGAAUGCUUACAGCUCUUCUUUAUGGAUCGGCCUCAAUGACUUGGACAUCAGCGGCGGCUGGCAGUGGUCCGACUCCUCACCAGUCAAAUAUCUCAACUGGGAUAAAGAGCAUCCGACUCACGCCGAGGACGACAACUGUGCCGUGGUCCAAUCUGAAUCGUCGGGACGCUGGCAGAACCGGGACUGUACUGAAGCUCUGCCGUACGCCUGCAAGAAGAAGCCCAAUGCCACUCUGGAACCCUUCACCACAGAUUCAUGGACAGACAAUCACAAAUAUGAGUGUGAUGUGGGCUGGCAGUCCUUCCAGGCCGGAUGCUACAAGCUCUCGUCAGAGAAGAGCGAGUGGAAUGCGGCUCAGAAAGCCUGCCAGAAGAUGGACGCCAACUUGGUCAGCAUCCACACUCUGCCAGAGCUGGAGUUUAUCAUUCGCAACUUAAAAAAAGACAUCGAUCAGGUGUGGAUAGGCCUCCAUGACAGAGAAAUGCAAAUGGACUUCCAGUGGACGGACCACACCCCCGUUAUCUUCACCUUCUGGCAUCCGUAUGAACCCAACAACUUCCGCAACACGCAGGAAGACUGCGUCUCCAUGUGGGGCCCUGAAGCCCGUUGGGAUGACGUCCCCUGUAAUGCGACUCUGCCCUUCAUCUGCAAGAAGCUGGGAACAAAGAGCGACGGGAAGCCCCAAAACCAAGAGUGCAAACAGGGAUGGAAGUGGCACAGUCCAGCUUGUUACUCGGUCGGAGAAGAUCUGUCCACCUUCGAUGAGGCCAGGAAAUCCUGUGAGGCGCACGAAGCUGCUCUUAUUACUAUAACAAACAGAUUCGAGCAGGCAUUCGCCAGCAGCCUGGUGUUUGGGCGCUCUGGAGAUUCGUUUUGGAUCGGGCUCAGUGACCAGGUUUCUCACGGGUCAUUCCGCUGGCUGAGUGGAGACGAAGUGACCUACACCCACUGGAAUCGAGACCAGCCGACAAACGUCCGCGGUGGCUGUGUUGUGAUGGCAACCGGCUCUGCGAUGGGUCUGUGGGAGGUGAAGGAGUGCGCCUCGGCGAAGGCGAAGUUCAUCUGCCGCCAGAACCAGGACACGUCUCUGAGCCCCGAGCCCCCCGCUCCUCAGCCCACCCCCAGCCUCAGCGGCGCCUGUCCCAAGGACUGGAAGAGCAACAGCAACCUGCGCUACUGCUACAAGGUCUUUCACUCCUCCCAUUUGGAGCAGAAGCUGAAGUGGCUGGAUGCUCACCUGUUCUGCCGGAAACACGGAGCCAACCUGCUGAGCAUCACCAGCCCUGAGGAGGAGCAGUUCGUCCUGCAGGUCCUCCAUGAGAAUUUUGGGGAGUCAGAAGAGCAUGAGCAGCACUGGUUUUGGAUCGGUCUGAACCGCAGGAAUCCCAAUGAUAAUGGCAGCUGGAAGUGGAGCGACGGACUUCCUUUAACAUACCGGAACUUUGGGCGCUACUCCUACAACAUCCGGCAGUGUGCUGCGGCAGACCUGGGCACUAUGACCUGGCUGGCCAUGCACUGUGACUCCGAGUUGGACUGGAUCUGCAAGAUUCCCAGAGGAAGUGCUGAGCUGGAACCAGAAGUGACAGAAGGAAAUACUGCUCCAGAGUGGAUCACCUUCCAGGAGGCUCAGUAUAGGUUUUUCGACCAUCGCACUACGUGGGAUCAGGCCCAGAGGAUCUGCUCCUGGUUCGACUCCUCGCUCGCUUCAGUUCACUCAGCUGAGGAGCAGGCUUUCCUGGCCAACAAUUUAAGCAAGAAAAAGUCCGAGCCGAGCUGGUGGCUUGGGCUUCACACCUACGAAAACGACGGACGUUUCCGCUGGUCCGACCACUCUGUGCUCAAUUACGUUUCCUGGGCGCUUGGCAAGCCGCAACCAGUCAGCCGCGACCGCAAGUGCAUUUACAUGUCAACCAGCAAAGGAGACUGGUCGGAUCAGAAGUGUCACUCCGACUUGCCUUACAUCUGUAAGCAGGUGAAGGACACCGGCACUAUUCCUCCGACGCCAUCGUCCCCUCAUCCACCUUCUGGCUGUCCUACUGGGUGGUCGCCCUAUCAGCAUAAGUGUUUCAAAGUUUUUGAGUCAACUCGGGUCACAUGGUCUGCAGCCAAGCUCAAAUGUGAAAGCCAGCGAGGCACACUGGCUCUGGUGUCCAAUCAUUUAGAUCAAGCUUUCAUCACCACCUUGUUAAAGAACGUCAGCACUGACCUCUGGGUGGGUCUGACCUCAGACUCCAAAGGUCACUUCCGGUGGACCAAAACUGGCCUGCUCAGCUACACCAACUGGGCGCCAGGAGAGCCAGUCGACAACAGCGGGCCCCACCACAACAAGACACCGGGAAACUGCGUGGUGAUGAUUCACGGCAACCCAGAGAGGAAAACCGGGAUGUGGGCUUCCCGAGCCUGUGAGAUGACGCCGUUGGAGAACAAUGGAUUCAUAUGCCAAAAGCAGCCAGAUCGAAGCCUGCCUCCGGCUCCGGCCCUCAUUCCCUCCUCCCUGUCGGAGCCUGUGGAGCUGGGAGGAGUGACAUAUCGGGUUGUGCAGAAGCGCCUUGACUGGACUGGCGCUCUUUACCUCUGCGAAUCUUUGAACGGGACGCUAGCGGUCGUGAAGGAUCCAUACCAGCAGGCCUACCUGACGCUGCUCAUCAGCAGCCUGCACCAGCCAGCCUGGAUUUCGCUCUAUAACUAUGGCGGACGAAGCUUUACGUGGUUAGGCGAUGAAGAAGUGAAAUACUCCAACUGGAAAGACGGACAGCCAAAUCAGAUGGCCGGAUGUGGACACAUGACCACCACAGGACAGUGGACCAUGACUCCCUGCGAUGCUAAGUUGGACGCUGCUAUAUGUCAAAUUAGUGAUGAGCCUGUGAGCCAUCAGUGGAUUUACCCCGGACUUUGUCCCCACUCUGUGGGAGAGUGGGCCUGGGUUCCCUUCAGGAACCACUGCUACGCGUUCAACCUGCAGCUUCUUAAACUGCAGCAGGACGCGCUCGCAUCCUGCAAGAAAAUGGGAGCAGAGCUUCUGUCCAUCCUGGACGAGGCAGAGAACAGCUUCAUAUGGGAGCACAUCCAGAGUUAUGCAGAGCAGGCAAAGGGAGCUUGGCUGGGCAUCAGCAUGAAAGAGAGACGCCUGGUGUGGAACGAAGACACCGAGAUGUCGUUCACCAACUGGGAAACGCGAAAGGUGGCGUUCUCGAUGCUUUCCAUCAAUUCCUGCUUCUUGAUCCAGAGCAACAGCGGCCGGUGGACGCCCGACUCCUGCAGAAAUCGUACGCACGGGGUGAUCUGCAAACGGCCUCGCAGUGCAGACUCAUCCUCCACAACAUUGGAUGUCGACCACCUGCCCACUCUGAUCGUCGUCAUAGUGACGGCGUUGGUGCUGCUUCUGCUGAUAGCCACUGUGAUCUACCUGUACCGGCGGCGAACCGCAGGGUCUCGGGGUUCCUUCGAGGGGGCGCGCUACAGCCGCACCAACUCAGGUCUCGACGAGCAAGCCGAGAAGAACAUCCUGGUGUCCGACAUGGAGCUGAACGAGCAGCCGGAGUAACUCUGGACCGACCCUGGACUGGACCCCAACUGGCACCGGAGAGACUCAGAUUGUUUUCUUACCCUUUUUAAACCAAAACGUUGUUGUUGUUUUUUUUUUCUGUUUGUUUUGUUUUUUAAUGCCGAGAAGCUGUGUGGAGCACAGCAGAUGUUUCCAUUUUUAAACUGAAUAUCACAAUUUAAAAAAAAAAAAAAGCUACAAAUCAGAUACAUCCAUCUGCUUUUUCUAAAAUGCGUAGGCAGUUCACAAUUGAUCGACUGUGAACAGGUUUAUUGCAACUGAUUGCAAAACCAGUCUGAUGAAAUAACUUCUUGCCUGUUUCCAAAGUCAAUUUUACCACACAGAGUUUUCCAGUCUUGCUCCUACUCGGACCGAAAAGACUAAAAUCCACUUUGUUUCCAUUGUCGACCACAUUCCUCUGUAAGAUUUCUUUUGUGUUGUCAUGUCAGUAUUAACCCAGACUUGAAUGCAUUUUUGUUUUGUUUUUUUUCCAUUUGUUUCAUUGGAUUUGUCGUUAUGUGUGCAGCUGUAGAGAAGCGUAAGCCGUGAUGCGUGUGUGUGGUUUUCAUGAGCCUGCCUCUCUCCCUCUUCUCCGACCUGACACGUCAGCAAAGGCUGUCAGGCGCAGGAGGAAGAAAAGAAGUCCAGAUGUGAACAUGCUAAAAGUGUUAAAAAAAAAAAA